Molecule: messenger RNA, 1654 nt
Organism: Neurospora hispaniola
Lineage: Eukaryota; Fungi; Ascomycota; Sordariomycetes; Sordariales; Sordariaceae
Product: cytochrome c1, mitochondrial precursor
Exons: 4
Coding region: 189-1154 (321 amino acids)
Biological process (GO): mitochondrial electron transport, ubiquinol to cytochrome c
Molecular function (GO): heme binding; electron transfer activity
Source: RefSeq, a predicted model, not a curated record
CGAAAUUCAAGAAACCUACGGUCCUACCUACGACGCUACGUGAAGGGAAUCGACCGACCUUGCACCUGGACGGACCUGCUCGACCUCCCGCCCGCCAGACCUGAUACUGUCACCGACAUUGCCAACCCAAUUGGCCUUGUCCCCCGAACCCGCGAUACUUUUCUAAAGCUUCGCUCAGCUUGCCCACCAUGCUGGCGAGGACCUGCCUGCGCUCGACGCGCACCUUUGCCAGCGCGAAAAAUGGCGCCUUCAAAUUUGCCAAGCGUUCGGCUUCCACCCAGAGCUCCGGCGCCGCUGCCGAGUCUCCCCUCCGCCUGAACAUUGCUGCCGCCGCUGCCACCGCCGUCGCCGCCGGCUCGAUCGCCUGGUACUACCAUCUCUAUGGAUCCGCUUCCGCCAUGACUCCGGCUGAGGAAGGUCUCCAUGCUACCAAGUACCCCUGGGUCCACGAACAGUGGCUCAAGACCUUUGAUCACCAAGCUCUUCGCAGAGGUUUCCAGGUGUACCGUGAGGUCUGCGCCUCGUGCCACUCUCUCAGCAGAGUCCCCUACCGCGCUCUUGUCGGCACCAUCUUGACCGUCGAUGAGGCCAAGGCUCUUGCCGAAGAGAACGAGUACGACACCGAGCCCAACGACCAGGGCGAGAUCGAGAAGCGCCCCGGCAAGCUUUCCGACUACCUCCCCGAUCCCUACAAGAACGAUGAGGCCGCCCGUUUCGCCAACAACGGUGCCCUUCCUCCCGAUCUCAGCUUGAUUGUCAAGGCCCGCCACGGUGGCUGCGACUACAUCUUCUCCCUCCUUACCGGCUAUCCCGAUGAGCCUCCCGCUGGCGCUUCUGUUGGCGCCGGCCUUAACUUCAACCCCUACUUCCCCGGUACCGGUAUCGCCAUGGCCCGUGUCCUCUACGACGGCCUCGUCGACUACGAGGAUGGCACCCCCGCCUCCACCUCCCAGAUGGCCAAGGAUGUUGUUGAGUUCCUCAACUGGGCUGCUGAGCCCGAGAUGGACGACCGCAAGCGCAUGGGUAUGAAGGUUCUGGUUGUCACCUCUGUGCUCUUCGCCUUGAGCGUCUAUGUUAAGCGUUACAAGUGGGCUUGGCUCAAGUCGAGGAAGAUCGUCUACGAUCCCCCCAAGGAGUCCACCACCCGCCACUAAUUUAGCAUUGCCACAAUGAAGGGCAAAGUCAUGACAUGCACACAAUAACCGUUGUGAGACGUGCGUGAUUUUCCUUGUCUUUUUCUGUGUAUGUAUCAUAUACUAUUGCUGCCCAAAUUUUGCUCCCUCAUGUUCCUCUUGCGCAUCGGUCAGAAGGAGCAAAACAAAAAGGAAUGGGCAGGGGCGGGAUCGGUAACCAUGGGCAAUGCGGAGAUGUGCGGGCGUGUGGGUUGAACAUGAAGAUGGUCGUAGAGUGUAUAAAUCAAAUUUUCUGGUCAAAUACAACAUAGACGUUAUCGCCUGUGUCAGACAGGGUAUGAUGGUAUGGGUAUGACGGUCAAGCUGAACUUGCAUGUGAGUGGAUCAGGAUACGGAUAUUACGACAUGGGCAUUUGAACGGAUGCCAAAGAGUAAAAGUCAUUUCCCUGUCGGCUACAUCAUCAUGUACGCCUUUAACUUCGAGAGUAGUUGAGAUAUAGUAUGAGCUUCGAAAGCCUUGA